AAUAUUGUAAUUUGGCGCGCACGCGACUCAGUAAUAACAAUUAUUUGUUUAUGUGAGCAAUGCCUUGCAACAUGGAAUUACCACGCACUCCAGAAGAACUGAUAGAACAAGACAUUGCAAGCUGGAAGGAAUUACUCAGUGAUUUUACGAAAUGGCACUCUAUUCCACUAUUAAAUCACACACCUUUGCACAAAUUGAAAGAUCAGGGCUUGGUACGUUUUCGUGGCAUGGUGCAGGACAUGAUGGAUCCAGAAAUCUACUUGGAACGCUACGAGGUAAAAUUAGACGAUGGCAGUGCCCGCCUACAGCCAGGCAAAUAUCGCGACUGUCUACGACUAGGCAAAGGUGAACAACUGGACUACAAUGCCGAGAACAAUGUGCAUGGCGAGCGACGUACACUGUUUGUGGUCUCAGUGCCGGGUCUCAAUGACUGGGCUAAGGAGCACGAGAAGCAAUGUAACCCACAGUUUGAACAGUUGCCAAGUGUUGGAAGUGGUGUCAAACGUGCGUUGGAUGAUCAAGAAGAUAUGGAAGUGGACAAAGCAGAUGAGUCUAAGGGCAUUAGCUCAGCCAAAAAGCAAUGUGUGAGUGUUGAAAGGCAAGCAGAAACAAAUGGUUGUAGUUCCACAGUGCUUGGCCCCGAUUACCUAAUCAAUUCACCACUGCCUAGUCGCCCAAGCAUGGCCUGCAUGGUGAAGGUCUAUGAGGACUUUGAUAAAUACACCUUAAACUCGUUGAUGGAUUUCGUCGGUUUUUUGUCUGUCGAUCCAGCAUUGGACGCGUCCACGUUGGACGUUGAGGUUAUGAAGGAUGUGGAAAGCCUAGCCGAGCUGCAAGCACAAAAUCCAUCUCCUUUUCUAAUACCACGCCUGCAUGCCUUUGCUGUCAAGUCUUUGUGCCAUGCCAAUCCGAUGCUGGACGAGAGUUUGCAGCAACCUGCUGCGGUCGAGGCGCUACAUGCACCACAAUCUUUGGAGACCAUACACAAGGAUUUGCGCAUGCUGCUCAAACUUUGCCUAUUUGACGACGAGCUUGCUGCCGAGUAUCUACUGUGUCAUUUAAUUUCUACAGUAUACAGCCGAUCUGAGAUGCAAAGCAUUGGAAAAUUCACACUAAACAUCUGCAAUCUGCCCAAGGAGUGUUUGGAGCACUAUACAACGAAGCUAUAUGAGGUGCUCGAGCUGUUGGUGCCUGCUAGCCACUAUCUGCCUAUGACACUGGAAACCAUGAACACGUCAGCCUUUACGCCAAAAAAGGACUAUGAGACGAACAAGCUAGUCUCUGGGCUGCUGCAGCUAGCGCCCCAUACGCAUCUGGUGCUGGACGAGACGCGCAUGCAGCAGGGCAAGCUGGAGGCGAAUGGUGUGCAAGCCGUACAGCAUCUAGCGAAUCUCAUUAACAAUCAGCAGCUCAAGUGCGACUUUCAGUAUUAUCAAAUCGAUUACAAUGUGGAUAUUCCGGUGCUGGUGCUCAGCGAGGGACGCAGCAUGCUACCGAGCGAUUUUGUGCUGCCCCUUAAGGCGGAUGAAAAGGCUAUUCAGAUAUGGGAGGAAUCUCUAAAAGCUGCCUUGCACUAUCUGCAGCCAGGACGUUUGCAGCAGUUCCGCAACUACUUGACUACCUCGCGGAUUGGUCAGUUCAGCGUUAGCGAAGAGCACACGGAAAUGAUACAGCAGGAAUUUGUUGAUAUGCGCAAGGCGAAUGUGAAGAGCAAUGCCGAUGAUCUACACUGUCUGUUGGUCCUAUCGCGUCUACUGGGCAUUGCGCGCGGUCAUCUGACACUAGAUAAGGAAACCUGGCACUUAGCCACAGAGUUUGAGUCGAAGCGUCGCCAGCGUUUGCAAGCACUGCCUAAAUCCAGCGCUUCAAUGCGAAAUUAAAUUAAAGAUCUAUUGUUAUUUUAAGUAGAGU
Molecule: messenger RNA, 1911 nt
Organism: Drosophila navojoa
Lineage: Eukaryota; Metazoa; Arthropoda; Insecta; Diptera; Drosophilidae
Product: mini-chromosome maintenance complex-binding protein
Biological process (GO): DNA-templated DNA replication
Molecular function (GO): chromatin binding
Source: RefSeq, a predicted model, not a curated record